Molecule: messenger RNA, 2546 nt
Organism: Tricharina praecox
Lineage: Eukaryota; Fungi; Ascomycota; Pezizomycetes; Pezizales; Pyronemataceae
Product: P-loop containing nucleoside triphosphate hydrolase protein
Exons: 4
Coding region: 224-2455 (743 amino acids)
Cellular component (GO): microtubule; cytoplasm; membrane
Molecular function (GO): GTP binding; microtubule binding; GTPase activity
Source: RefSeq, a predicted model, not a curated record
UGCGGAGGAUUGAGGGUGAAGGGCGGACUGUGGGGCUCUUCUGAGGAAUGGACGGUGGACCAUAAAGCUCGACGGGGCUGCGCGGAAAAGAGCGGAGGUUCGCCAUCGGAAUCAAGCUCUCCUCCUUAGAAACAUCGCAUUGCUUUCAACUUCAAAUCUUCCACAGCUUCAAUUCGCUCCAUCAUAACCUCAAUACCUCCUUCCUCCGAGAAGUAUUGCCGCCAUGUCUGCUGCCAGUUCGGGUUCCGAAAGCAGCUCUGAAUUUGAACAUAUCUACAAUAGUCCCCAAUCAGCGUCCUGGAGCACCGAUGGUAUAGAGUCGCUCGGCAGCACCGAACAAGCCCAGAUUCUCAGCAUCAUCGAUGGCAUCCGCGAUAGCAACGUCUCCAAAGAGAUCGAUUUCCCACGCCUGGUCGUGUGUGGCGACCAAUCUUCCGGCAAGUCCUCGGUGCUGCAGGCCAUCGCCGGAAUCCCCUUCCCACACAGCAGUGACCAAUGCACCCGCUUCGCAACCGAAGUGAUCCUGAAGCGGUCAUCCUUCGUGGGUGUUACAGUCAGCAUCAAGUCCUACAACACCAAGGAGACCACCGUCUUCAAGACAAAGAGAGACUUGACCUCGGUAGACGACCUUUCGGAAGUCAUCAGGAAGGCCGGCGAUAAGAUGGAGCGUACCGGCGCCUUCUCGAAGGAUAUCCUGCAGAUCGAGAUAUCCGACCCCACGAAGAAACCGCUGAUUCUGGUCGAUCUUCCGGGAUUGAUCCACAAUGGUCCGGACGAGGCCGUUGUGGUUGGAAUGGUUGAGGAUUACAUGAAGAAUACGCGCACUGUCAUCCUGGCAGUGGUGACGGCUGGAGGCGAUCCGGACCCGCAGGCGGUUCUCAAGUUGGCCAAGAUCCACGACCCCGAAGGCCGGCGGACGUUUGGAAUCAUUACCAAGCCCGACAAGAGCGACGGGAAUACCAACCUACAAAGAAGGCUCAUCGGUAUGGCGAAGAACUUGGACAAGAAUUUCAAGUUCGAUCUGGGGUGGCAUGUGCUUAUGAACGGCGCCGCAAACGACGGAGAGCAGCAGCUCGACUUGGAAAAACGAGCGAAAGAAGAGAAGAGGUUUUUCGAAGCCGGGCCAUGGUCUGGUGUCCCGAAAGGCAAUUGCUGCAUCGGACCCCUUCGCCAACGGCUAAGCACCAUGCUGCUCGACCAUGUGAAGCAGGAGUUGAAGGGGAUCAAAGGGGACAUCAGCGCGGCCAUUGCGAGAUGCCAAAAGGAGCGCGCCGAUAUGGGAGAGUUACAUCAAGACCUUCCCUCAAAACGGAAUUUUCUCGUCGAGACCGGGAAGAAGUACCACAAGAUCUGCAACCAGGCGAUUACGGGUCUCUAUACCACUUCACGUUUCUUCGGGACAGGAUUCUCGAGCAACCCUGAAGAUGAUGCGCUUUACCUGAGGGGUAGGAUAAAGAAUCUCAACGUCGCUUUCGCCUACACCUUCUGGAAGUAUGGCCACCACAAGGAAAUCGAGGACUGCAGCUUGAUCCCACAGGGCCUGAUAGACACCGACGAGUCAACCGACCAUUUCGAUGAUUGCCGGGUGGAGCCUGACGAGAUCACACGGAAGUACGCGGUCGUUGACUGGGUUAAGCCCGUUGCAAAGAAAUCCCGGGGAGUCGAAAUCGUCGACGGACGCAAUCCCACCCUCGUCAAAUUCCUAUUCUGCGAGCAAUCGCAGAAAUGGGAAACACUAGCUUACCGCCAUCUCGACGAAUGCUCCGCCGCAUGCCGGAAGUUCCUGCGACUCGUCCUCGAAGCGGUUGUGCCCGAAGCACGGGAGGAGAUCCGGGAUUCUCUGCACGAUUGGAUCGACAGGAAGCUGGAAAGGAGGGUCGCCGAUGCCAAGCGGGAGAUGGCGAGCAUCAUUGCCGACUGCCGCGACUGCUUUCCCAUCGUGAAUAACUACCAGUAUUACGAUGAGGUGGGCAUUGCACGAGUGAAACGCGCAGGAAAUGGAAGCGCCCGGCAAACCAUCACCAGCCUGAGGCACACCUUGGGCUCCGUUGUGGGACUUCCCACGCAGGCCGAAUUGGUGAGCGGGCUUACGGAGGUGAUAGGUUCACUCGACGGAGACGCCGAGGAAGUACAUGAAGAUCCCGAGGAUCAACGGUGCGAGGCUUCGUUGGAUGAGAUGCUGGCAUACUACAAGACCGCAAGCAGACGCUUCGUGGAUGACGUUGUUGUUCAGGUUAUCGAGCGCAAACUGGUGGCCGAGUUGGACGAAACCUUUUCUGCCUACGAAGCUGCGGUUAUGACAGACGAGGAGGUUGCCAACAUCGUCCAGGAGUCGCCGUAUAAACAACAGAAGAUCAACGAGCUGAAUGUCAGACUGAAGAGUCUCGAGAGGGCUGCUGACGCUUGUAGACGGUACUCGAGAUGGUAUGUCCAUCCCAACCUUGGCAUAGUUUGAGCAGUUACUGACAGAUGCUAGAAACCGGUAAUUACCUGGGUUUAACGGCUCCCUAGAUACUGGCAGAACUAAGGAUCAAUUGAGUGUGUGU